GCGUAGCUGCGCGUUCCGUUCCGUUCGAAAUUUAAUUUGAUCAUCAUGGCCAUAAACCCACAAUACGAAGAAAUCGGUAAAGGAUUCGUAACCCAGUACUACGCGCUGUUCGACGAUUCGGCCCAGCGGCCCACCUUGGUGAACCUGUACAAUGCGGAGCUAUCGUUCAUGACGUUCGAAGGACAACAGAUACAGGGCGCAGCGAAGAUCCUCGAGAAGCUCCAGAACCUAACGUUUCAAAACAUAAAACGCGUCCUCACGGCUGUGGAUUCCCAGCCCAUGUUCGACGGUGGCGUGCUAAUCAAUGUGCUCGGAAGGUUGCAGUGCGAUGACGAUCCGCCCCAUGCCUACUCUCAGACUUUCGUGUUAAAGCCGCUCGGGGGAACGUUUUUCUGUGCGCACGAUAUUUUCCGGCUUAACAUUCAUAACUCCGCCUAAACGAACCGUAAUCUUGAGCAUGGGUUAAAAUGACACCAAAUGUUGAUGAACAAAUGUCUGA
This is a messenger RNA of Anopheles nili, 499 nucleotides long. Its product is annotated as probable nuclear transport factor 2. The record is from RefSeq and is a predicted model, not a curated record. Gene Ontology annotation, cellular component: nuclear pore central transport channel. The transcript has a single exon. NCBI's taxonomy places the organism in Eukaryota, Metazoa, Arthropoda, Insecta, Diptera, Culicidae. Gene Ontology annotation, biological process: protein import into nucleus. The coding region runs from base 46 to 438 and encodes 130 amino acids.